AUGGCUUUAUCCGGAAAGUUAAUUGGUUAUGUAGAGAUUAGUAAAAAGGGAGAUGUCUUCCAUGAUCUCUUUACGCACAACCCCAACGAGAUAGCUGUCAUAUCUCCUGACAAGAUUCAUGCCUGUGAACUGGUUGAUGGUGAUCGAGGGACUGUUGGAUCUCUCGUCCAUUGGCACUACAGUCAUGAGGGAAAGAAGAAAAUUGAUAAAGCAGUAAUCGAAGCUGUGAAUGAGGAAAACCAUAUGAUCGUGUUCAAUUUAGUUGGAGGAGAUCUAGUGGAUGAUAAAUUCAAGACCAUGAAAGUCAUACUGCAUACUGAGAAAAAAGGUGAUGCACAGGUGAUUACUUUAACACUUGAGUUUGAGAAGCUUGACACAAGUGUACCCUAUCCAACUUCUUUUAUGGACUGGUUUUGCCAUAUGCUCAAGGAUAUAGAUGCCCAUGGCAAAACUGAGUAG
Molecule: messenger RNA, 459 nt
Organism: Lactuca virosa
Lineage: Eukaryota; Viridiplantae; Streptophyta; Magnoliopsida; Asterales; Asteraceae
Source: the annotation of a GenBank genome assembly